Neohortaea acidophila is the source of this 3714-nucleotide messenger RNA. RefSeq lists its product as uncharacterized. The annotation marks the transcript as partial. Lineage: Eukaryota; Fungi; Ascomycota; Dothideomycetes; Mycosphaerellales; Teratosphaeriaceae. Gene Ontology annotation, molecular function: ubiquitin protein ligase activity; protein binding. The transcript has a single exon. The record is from RefSeq and is a predicted model, not a curated record. Gene Ontology annotation, biological process: protein polyubiquitination; ubiquitin-dependent protein catabolic process.
CAUCCAUCCACGAUACGCCACAGCUAAAGAAGUCCCGCCCAUCUCUCCCUCUUCAUCCACCACGCCGCCCAUCUCACCCUUCAGAAUAAUGCAAGAAUGCAGCAUCCGAUAUUCACCGGCUCGUCACGUCGACAACGGCAGGUGAACCUGUCAGGCCGCCCCACCAACCCGUUUGCCUCAGCCUCAUCUCACAGCUCCGGCCCGCAAGCAGCGAUAGCAUCAGCGCAGCAGGAUCGCAUAGCUCGUCAACAACAGCGCGAGAGGCUGCACGCAUCAUCACGCAUUCAACGAGUCUGGAGGGGCCAUAGCACUCGGCGGAAGACCUUUCGAGCGUGGCGACAGUUGUGGGAUCAGCGGGAAGAGGAGGCCACGGCGGCGAAUCAUGGCGCAUAUCAGUCGGCAGAGGAGACUUUGACUCAGCUGAGUCGUUUGCUACUCUUCUAUACUCCUCGCGAAGAUGUCAAGAGGUUGAGUUGGUAUGGAUCACGCCAGAUGGCUACCGACGCGGCUGUAGCUUGUCAAGGCGGCCGAUGGCCCAAAGCAUACUUGGGUCUGUUAAGAGCUUGCAUAUCGGCGCUUCGAGAGAGGACAUCCGCAGAUCCAGAGACGGACAAAAUGCUAUUGGUCAUCUCUGCCUUUGCGUCGAGGAGAACAGUGGUGGACCGACGGGAUGCGAUAUCAUACUACGAUGCCCUUACGAAGCUACGAGAUGUGCCUUCCGAAAUCUUCCAACAAGCGCUCAUUGCACCCUUGCAAAACUCCCCUGAAGCAUACACCGGCCUUGCAGUCUUACUAUCUCGACCACUCGCAUCCGAAAUGCUCACCUUACUACGGGCAUCCGUCGACGCAACGGCGCUCACCCAUGCUUUGGCACGGACGAAAGACCCAAAGACUCGUGCCUCUCCACAAUCAAACCUCUGGCUAUUGGGGAAUACGAUAUACAUCGCUGGUGCCUCCCCAACCGAAGCACUGAUUGCAACUGUGGCGAGACUGCUCGGCUCGCUUGCAGAGGAUGUGGAUUUCGAAAGCACCGCCAUUGACCUGGACAACGUCUCUUUCGAUCGCGACGUGCUCUCCAAGAUUUCCACCGGACUUCCCCUUAACACCUACCUACACGAGCAGGUCAACUCGCUGAUCGAUCAACACUCCAUCCGCAACCUCCUAGUCCGCAGCAGUGGCACUCACGAUAACGACACAGUCAACGCACAGCUUCUCGCCGGCUAUGCUUUGACUCUCCUUCGGUGCUUUCCACGACGAGCUGACGACAUUCGGAUGUGGCUUUACCUUGGCCCUACCAACUCUACCACGUCCAACACGCCUGCAACGCAAUACUUCUGGAACUCUGCUCGAAGUACACCCGUCUUCUCUACCGUGUGGGGAAACUCUCGAAGCGUUGUUGCUCUGCUGACUUCGGAGCCUACAUCGGAAGUGAGAGACCAGUGGACAGUCAUCCUGGUUUUCUUGGAGCUGUACACAUUCCUACUGAAGAUUAUGGAUGAUGAAGAGUUCAUGGGCACGGGCAAGAGGACUGCUGCGAUCCCACUAUCUCAGGUCGCCGAGCUAGUCACCUUUUUGAAGAACCUCGGAUUCACUCUGUACUUCAACGCCUCCGACCUGAACACCGCGGGCGGCGCAGGUGCAGGUGAUACCGCAAGCAUCGAUCUGAGCCGUCACUUUGGGAAUGCACCAAACAAGGCAGAUAGCGCAAGGUCCAACGAUGCAACGAACCCGCUUGUCGUGGCUGGCCUGUCCGGGUUGACGGUAGACUAUCUCAAAGGGCUCGUCACCGGUCUUUUGCGAGCAAUCUACGAACGAGACUCCAGACGCCAUUUCCUCGGUCCCGAUCAUUGGCUCAUGACCUCUAGAUUUGACAUGACAUCUUUCAUCUCUGGCGUGGUGUUGGAAGAAGAAUCACGACACUUGAUCCAGGAGCAAGAUGAUGAAGACAAGGACCCCGAGUCUGACGAAGAAGAUGUGAUUGACAAUACCCCUCGUGCGAGGGGUCACAUGAGUGCGCUUCGCUCCCAAGCAGCCAAGGCAAGGGCUCAACGAAGAGCCUCGAGGAAGCGAUACCUGGAAUCUGUGGCGCCUCGCCUCGAGAUAUUGCAGAACAUGCCUUUCUUCAUCCCUUUCACGACACGAGUUGAGAUCUUCCGGCAGUUUGUCCAGCUUGAUCAGGAGAAGAGGCGAGGCGGCCAUACCGAUCCGGAUCUCUGGAGGCAUAACAUGAUGUUUAACCCUUCCAACGGCGUACCCGGACGAGACUUGCUGUCACGGCACCAUGCCAAGAUCAGGCGAAAGAACGAAUUCAGCGACGCCUUUGAACAGUUCUACGAUUUGGGUGCCAACUUGAAGGAGCCAAUCCAAAUCACCUUUGUCGAUGAGUUCGACAUGCCAGAAGCUGGCAUCGAUGGCGGAGGGGUGACGAAAGAGUUCCUCACCAGCGUCAUCACGCAGGCAUUCGACAUCAACAAUGAUCUUGUCGAAAAGUUCUUCAUAGAGAACGACAAGCAUCUCUUGUAUCCGAAUCCAACUGCGUUGGAUGACCUGAAAGUUCGUUGGAGGGAGAUGGGAUUCAAAGACAAUCAUCCAGCUGUUCGGAAUGAGGUUCGAUCUUUCCUGCAGCAGUAUGAGUUUCUUGGGCGGAUCAUCGGGAAAUGUCUCUACGAAGGUAUCCUGGUUGAUGUGAACUUUGCGGGCUUCUUCUUGAAGAAGUGGGCUCUCACUGGCGGUGCUGGAUCUGCUCCCAACGAAAGCGGGUACCGGGCAAAUAUCAACGACCUCCGAGAGCUGGACGAAGAUCUCUACCGCGGCCUACUCAGUCUCAAGACUGAUCCCGAUGUACAGCAACUGGGCCUGACGUUUACCGUCGACGACAUGGUAGGAGUGGAAGGCCGCAAAGAAGUCAUAGAGCGCGAGCUCGCCCCCAACGGCGCCAACACCACCGUAACCAACGAAAACCGCCUCAUCUACAUCAACCGCAUGUCGCGCUACCGCCUGCAAGAGCAAUCUGCCCCGCAAUCCAACGCCUUCCUCCGCGGCCUCGGCUCCAUCGUCCAGCCCAGCUGGCUGAACAUGUUCAACCAGUCCGAACUCCAAACGCUGAUAGGCGGCGCCUCCGCUUCCAUCGACGUCCAGGACCUCCGCCAAAACACCCUCUACGGCGGCACAUACGUCAUCGGCGACGACGGUCGCGAACACCCCUCCGUGCAGCUGUUCUGGGACGUCAUGGCCUCCCUGCCGGACGCGGAUCGGCGUGCGGUGCUCAAGUUUGUCACGAGUACGCCGCGCGGCCCGCUGCUGGGGUUUGGCAAUCUGAAUCCGCGCUUCAGUAUUCGCGACUCGGGCAGUGAUGAGAAUCGUUUGCCGUCGACGAGUACGUGUGUGAAUUUGCUCAAGCUGCCGAUGUACAAGACGGAGAAGGUGUUGAGGGAGAAGUUGCUUGCGGCUGUCAAUAGUGGAGCUGGGUUUGAUUUGAGCUAGGUGGAUGGUGGUGGAGAUGAGCUGUUUGUUGGAGAGUAGCAUUAGCGUGUUAGUUCGUCGUAGUUUGGGAGUAUUCAGCGUCAAUAUUGAGGAGCGAAUGAUCGAAUAUCGUCCGGCCUUCACCCUGUCAUGUGACACUGAUUGGUCCGAGCUCCGGGAGUGGCCGGGGCUAGGGAAUGUCCAAGGUUUGAUUCACGACGCGCCAAACCUCACUCAUUAAGCAAAGCUCCG